This is a messenger RNA of Schistosoma turkestanicum, 651 nucleotides long. NCBI's taxonomy places the organism in Eukaryota, Metazoa, Platyhelminthes, Trematoda, Strigeidida, Schistosomatidae. The record is from the annotation of a GenBank genome assembly.
CGAAUUUAAAAUCUGUCCUUCAGAUAAACAGCUGGGCUGGGCUAACUUAAGCAUGAACAAGCGAUGUGACAUUGUCAACCUCAAUGUUGGUGGUCGAAAGUUUUCUACCUCUCGCAAUACACUCCUAUGGAACAAAAACUCAUUUUUCAGCAUACUACUUGAUGGUGCACUACCUACAAUGCGAGAUGAGUCCGGGGCUAUAUUCAUAGACAGAGAUCCGGAUAUGUUCAGUAUAAUUCUCAACUACCUUCGAACUAGUGAGCUGAAUCUGAAUGGUGUAGAUAUAAAUUCACUCAAAAAUGAAGCCCAAUUUUACGCACUUGACUCUCUUGUUAGGAAGCUAUCUCUAUGUGAAGAAAAUCUUCUAGGCAAAUGUGGAGACCUGUUGUUCCACGCUUACAUGCCCUCACCAGAAUUUGUAUUGGAUGAAUCUGGGACAAGCUUCAAAUGGGGUGCAAAUAAACACAACAAUUGUAAUAAUCAGUCUAAUUCAGGAAAUAAUAUAGGUUCACCGACUUACACCACUGCUAGUUUAUCUAUGAAAAAACAUUCGAAUAGUUCAAUGAAAGGCUCUGAAAAUUCACCAACCAAAACAUCGACCACUAAUUCAAUGCGUGAUACUUCUGGUUGCAGUACAAAUAGUAAUAAAGG